Mucor mucedo is the source of this 1143-nucleotide messenger RNA. RefSeq lists its product as uncharacterized. The record is from RefSeq and is a predicted model, not a curated record. Bases 1 to 1143 code for a protein of 380 amino acids. Lineage: Eukaryota; Fungi; Mucoromycota; Mucoromycetes; Mucorales; Mucoraceae. The transcript has a single exon.
AUGUCAAACAAUAAGCAGUUGGUAUCGCAUAGCAACAACAAGAGCUGUUACAGGUUAUAUGCUGGUCAUGGCAAUUGGAUUAAUCUUGACUUGAAGACCACGCAAGAUUUACUCGAUAUCUUUCAAAAGGGGAUCCCCUGUCGCUAUCAAUUGAGUGCCGGGCUUUUUAUUGAUAUUAUUCCACAUGAUGUGGACUGUAACAGCAAGAAUAUUGACAUGUUUGGUCUCAUGCGCGCUGACUUGGUCUAUGAAAGCCAAGUGGUUGAAACUCAUGUCCAACAAUUGAUGUCGCAUUACAUAAGGUCACUUUUGGACGAUCAAGGCAUUAUUGAUGCAUUUCCGCCCUUAAGAUCAGGAGAAGAUCUCCCUAUCAUUACUUCUUUACCCACUCACCGCCAUUUAAGCUUGGUCCCUUCCGUUGUCGGCGCCGUUAGAAGAGGUCCUAAACCUUCUUUAUACAAAUCAACCGAUUCUUCCUCCGCCUUGCUAUCCUCUUCUUCUUCUUGCUCCACUUCGCCUCGUUUGACUACAAAAAAGAAGGCCUUCCAUACCAUCUCGAACAGACGUAAAAGAAAGACAAUGCCUGUUGAAUUAUCUAUGCCUACUGCAGCUACUAAAAGACAAGCUAUGACGUCGUCUAUGCAUGCAUUUGAUGAUCAGAAUUACAUGGAAUCUUCUUCACCUGACUAUCCUCAUCACCAUCACCAUCAUCAUCAUCACCAGCAACAACAGGGAGGAAGUAGUAGUGGUCCUUCAGGAGGAGGAGGUGGUGGUGGUGGUGGAAGUGGCAAUAACACAUAUCCUCUCAUUGCUUAUCCAGGUCAAGCCAAUUGGAAUUAUCAACAACAACGCACUAACUUUAACUUUGAAUUUGACUUUGACCAGGAGAGACAUUCUCCUACAGACAUUUUAAAUGAAUAUGAAUAUAAUCAACGUUUUGAUACAAGAAGCAAUGAAUUAUAUCAACCUAUAUUAGAAGAAAAGCCAUCUUCAGGAACUUCAACAGAAAGCUAUGCUCCCAGUUCUCCUCAUUGGGAAGGUAAAGAAUGGGAUUAUGAAAAGAAACCUUCUGUGACAACAAUUGAUCAUCGUAUCUUACUCUCCAACAACAACAAUUUAAUCCUUACUCAUUCAUCUCCCUAA